AUGGAAUUAUUGUUAAAGAAAUAUGAAGUUGUACACAAAGUUUCCAUUGCUUAUCACCCACAGACAAAUGGGCAAGCUGAACUCUCUAAUAGAAAAAUCAAGAAAAUACUUGACAGAGUAGUGCAGCCCCAUAGAAAAGACUGGAGCCGCAGGCUUGAUGAUGCCUUGUGGGCACAUAGAACUGCGUUUGAGACACCCUUGGGAAUGUCACCAUAUAGGGUAGUCUAUGGAAAAGUCUGCCACUUACCAGUUGAGGUGGAACAGAAAGCCUACUGGGCAGUAAAGACUUGCAACAUCCAUUAUGACUCAACUGGAGAACAAAGCAAAUUACAACUGCAAGAGUUGGAAGAGCUAUGUCUUGAGGCAUAUGAGAACUCUAGAAUUUACAAGGAAAAGACUAAACAAUACCAUGACAAGAAGAUUUCAAGCAAAGAGUUCUACAUUGGUCAAAAGGUCCUCUUGUUCAAUUCUCGCCUCAAACUCAUGUCCAGAAAGCUCAAAUCAAGGUGGCUUGGACCCUUCACUGUUACAAAGGUAUUUUCCUAUGGUGCAGCGGAAAUCAUAAAUGACUCCACUAGUAAAAGCUUUAUGGUGAAUGGACACCGGUUGAAGCCAUUCUUGCAAAAUUUAGUUACCUUGGAGGAAGUUGAGGAGAUUGAACUACACUCACCAUGCACAAAUCUCUCCUACAACCUAUGGCCUAAGUAA
Molecule: messenger RNA, 708 nt
Organism: Abrus precatorius (Indian licorice)
Lineage: Eukaryota; Viridiplantae; Streptophyta; Magnoliopsida; Fabales; Fabaceae
Exons: 1
Coding region: 1-708 (235 amino acids)
Biological process (GO): DNA integration
Molecular function (GO): nucleic acid binding
Source: RefSeq, a predicted model, not a curated record